Phytophthora nicotianae INRA-310 is the source of this 988-nucleotide messenger RNA. RefSeq lists its product as hypothetical. Gene Ontology annotation, molecular function: metalloendopeptidase activity. Bases 310 to 753 code for a protein of 147 amino acids. NCBI's taxonomy places the organism in Eukaryota, Oomycota, Peronosporomycetes, Peronosporales, Peronosporaceae. The record is from RefSeq and is a predicted model, not a curated record. Gene Ontology annotation, cellular component: extrinsic component of mitochondrial inner membrane. The transcript has 4 exons. Gene Ontology annotation, biological process: mitochondrial proton-transporting ATP synthase complex assembly; mitochondrial protein processing.
UAUCGCUAUCAGCUACUUGAUUGGCCCAUAAGUUCCGUUGACAAAAACUGAGAGUUUGACCCACAAUUUAGCAGGACGCAAUGGAGGCUCUCAAGAAGACCUUCCAAGGCGCGACCCAGAACCUCAGCGAGGAGGAACAGCGCCACCAGGAAUGCGAGGACAUGCGCGAGAAGGCACUGACUAAGUGUGAGUGCUUCAGUAACGACAGAACCCUCUCAAUCACCCCGUUGAGUGCCUUGCUCACACAUUCACGCUGUGCUGAUACUUUCGGACUGUACAGGCUCGCGCGUCAAGUUCCUUGUAGACGCCAUGGAGAAGAUGGGUUGCAGUCUGGAGCCAGGUUUCUUUUCUAGCGUGGAGUGCGAGGGAAAAAUCAACGGAGGAUUCCACCUGGACGAUGACGGCAAACCUGGAGUAGUACUGUGCCAGAACCACAUUCCAGACCAGGAAUGGAUGGAUCGCACCAUGGCGCAUGAGCUGAUCCACGCCUUCGACCACUGCCGUAACAAGAUCGAUUGGAACAAGUGCGAGCAUCACGCUUGCAGUGAGAUCCGCGCUGCAGCCUUGAGUGGCGACUGCAAUUGGAAGUACGAGUUCUUCCGCAAGAACUUCAACGUCAGCAAGCAGCACCAGCUCUGUACGCGGCGACGAGCAAAACUGUCCAUCGAACAGAACGAUGCGUGCAAAGGCAGAGUGCGUGCAAGUCUCCAAUUUGUGGACGUUCGUACCCUCUUUGUUUCUUAUACGUCGUAAUUGUAUUGCUGUACUUAGGCGGAUGAGUGUAUCGACAAGGUGUUCGAUUCGUGCUACCGUGACUGGUCACCAUACCGCGAGAUCCCGUAGUUGAGGCGAACUGCUCGUUUACUGGAGCCUUUACGCCAACGCUGCUAUCAAUCACCAGCAAUGACUUCACUUCCCAUCGCUGGUAGCUUCAGUAGAAACACUAAACGCAGCAAAUAGAGAAACAACAACUUUUUUAGUAUUCCAA